AUGCGGAACCCAUUCGAGUUGGACUAUGAAAGCAUCGAUGGUGACUCGGAACCCCCACAUGAAUUUGAAAGAGAAGAGCAUGUCCACCAGCACCAAGAACAGAGCCAGCAACAAACGCUCAACCUCAAUUACCGACCAAAGCAAGAAGAUCAUGGAGAUCGUUCAUUGUUGCAACCCACAGAAGAUGACGAGCGUAUGAAGAAUCGUUUUAUUGGCACCAUUGAUCAAGGUACAACGAGUACUCGAUUCAUCAUCUUCGACUGCACAGGUGUUCCGAUCGCCAAAUACCAGACUGAAUUCCGUCAGAUCCAUGAAAAUCCAGGAUGGCACGAACAUGACCCAUAUGAAUUGGUUGAAUCAGUCUAUAUCUGUAUUGAAGAGGCUAUGAAAUCCUUCCUUGCCCUCGGCCACGAAAUAACCGACAUUGAAGCCAUUGGCAUCACCAGUCAACGAGAAACAGCCUUGGUCUGGGACUGGGAAACUGGCGAGCCUCUCCACAACGCAAUCACUUGGACUGAUACUCGUACCGUCAACUUGGUCCGUGAACUCAAACAAAAGCCCGGUGCCGACGAUCUUGUCAACAUUUGCGGCCUACCCCUCUCUACAUACCCCUCAUCCGUCACCCUACGAUGGAUGCUCGACCAUCUUCCUGACGUCAGGUCGGCUUACGAUGACGGUCGGGCUGCAUUUGGAACCGUCGAUAGUUGGCUCAUUUACAACCUCAACGGUGGCCCCCAGAAUAAGCGUCUAGUCACUGACGUGACCAAUGCGUCGCGGACUAUGUUCAUGAAUCUUGAAACCCUCCAGUAUGAUGAUCGCUUGUUGAAGUUCUUCGACAUCGACAGAACCAAGAUUCGCCUACCCGAAAUUCUUCCCUCGGCCGAUCCUGAAGGCUUCGGCACGGUAGCUGAGGGACCCCUCCAGGGUGUCCGCAUUACCAGUUGUCUGGGUGAUCAGGCCUCUGCGUUGGUAGGUCACUGUGCCUUCUCUCCAGGCAUGGCCAAGAACACCUACGGCACUGGAUGCUUCCUGCUCUACAACGUCGGCGACAAGCCUGUGAUCUCUAAACACGGCCUCUUGGGCACAGUGGGCUUCCAAUUAGGUCGUGAUCGCCCGGCGGUGUAUGCCUUGGAAGGCAGUGUAGCCGUUGCAGGCAGUGGUGUCUCCUUCCUCAUGAACAACAUGGGCUUCUUCCGCGACUCACGGAAGGUCAGUGAUUUGGCCGCCAGUGUACCAGAUAACGGAGGUUGUAUUUUCGUCACUGCCUUCAGUGGUCUAUUUGCGCCUUACUGGAUCGACGAUGCUCAGGGAACUAUUUGGGGAAUCACCGCACACACACAAAAAGGACACAUUGCCCGUGCCACCAUGGAAGCGGCCUGCUUCCAAACAAAAGCUAUUCUCGACGCCAUGGCAAUGGACAGUGGCAAGAGUCUGACAGAGUUGGCCGUGGACGGUGGCAUGAGUAACUCCGAUAUUUGCAUGCAGACACAAGCCGAUAUCAUCCAAAUCCCUGUCGAACGUCCCUCCAUGCACGAAACCACGGCCCUCGGUGCCGCCAUCGCUGCCGGUUUCGCCAUUGACAUCUGGAAGGAUUUCUCCGAACUCAAGCAUAUGAACCGCGCCAACCGAGCCUCGUUCUCCCCCUCGAUGACCCCCAAAGCCAGUGGCAAGAUGUAUAAAAAAUGGUCUAAAGCCGUUGAGAUGUCGCGCGGCUGGAUGGAGAACAAGGAGUCUGAAGACGAAGACGACGAAUAA
Penicillium soppii is the source of this 1755-nucleotide messenger RNA. Its product is annotated as glycerol kinase. Lineage: Eukaryota; Fungi; Ascomycota; Eurotiomycetes; Eurotiales; Aspergillaceae. Gene Ontology annotation, biological process: triglyceride metabolic process; glycerol-3-phosphate biosynthetic process; glycerol metabolic process. Gene Ontology annotation, molecular function: glycerol kinase activity. The transcript has 4 exons. The record is from RefSeq and is a predicted model, not a curated record. The coding region runs from base 1 to 1755 and encodes 584 amino acids. Gene Ontology annotation, cellular component: mitochondrion.